UCAACAAACAAAAAUAUCAAUGGAUUGUGAGUUGAGACCCAAUAAUAAAAAAAGCAAUAAAAUAUAAUAUAUUAAGUGAGAAUUUAACAAAUUUUUUUGUAAAUAAACAUUAAAAAGUAAAUAAACAUAUUUUUUUUAAGAAGAAAAUUACAACACCGACACUAGCAAUUAUAAUUCAUAAUCACAAGUAAAAAUGUCAUCUGACAGCAGUAAUAGCAGUGACGAUGAAAGUAGAAAUAAAUCACGAAGAAAACGACGAGGUUAUCAAAAAACUAAUAGCAGUGAUCAUCAUCGAGAAAGUAAUCGUGGUAGAUAUGAUGCUGACAGAAAUGAUAGACGAAAUAAAUUUCACAAAAAUAAUAGCCGACAAGAAAGAAAACGAAGAUUAGAAACUCCACCACCAAGGAGAAAUGAUCAUCCACGACAUAUGGACGAUGAAGGUCCAUCAAAAAGAUCUAAAGAUGAUAGGCAACGUGAUUUUAAAAAUAAUAAACGUGAUAGUAAAAGUAGUUUUGAAAGAGAAAGAAUUAAAAAAGAAGCAUCGCCACAAUGGGGAAAAGCGAAUAUAAAAAAUGAAGAGAAACCAAAACCACAAGAGAAAGAAAAACCAAAUUUUGGAUUAUCAGGUAAAUUAACUGAAGAUACAAAUACAGUUAAUGGAGUUGUUAUAAAAUAUGCUGAACCCGAUGAUGCAAUGAAACCAAAAAGAAGAUGGAGAUUGUAUCAAUUUAAAGGAGAAAAAUCAUUGCCUACACUUUAUAUUCAUCGUCAAUCGGCAUUUUUAAUGGGUAGAGAUCGAAAAAUUGCUGAUAUUCCUUUAGAUCAUCCUUCAUGUUCAAAACAACAUGCGGCAUUGCAAUAUCGUUUAGUUCCAUAUUCAAGAGAGGAUGGUUCACAAGGUCGACGUGUACGACCCUAUUUAAUUGAUUUAGAAUCAGCGAAUGGAACAUUUGUCAAUGAUGUCAAAUUAGAAGGAAGAAGGUAUCACGAAUUACUUGAACGAGAUGUUAUUAAAUUUGGAUUUAGUACACGAGAAUAUGUUUUGCUUCAUGAGAAAAGUAAGGACGAAGAUCAAGAUGACGAUGUUCCCAGUAGUUCAAAAUAGAUAUUUUUCAAUCUACAUACCUUGCGUUUGGAACAGUAAAUUAAAAUCACUAACUAUCAAUGAAAACAAGAUGGAAGUUUUAGACACGAUAAAAUAGAAUUGCAAUUUAGGUAUGCUACAAUUUUUUUUUUUUUUAGUGGUAUUUACUAACACAUUUAGAAAAAGAAUUUCGAUAAUUCUUCUUUUAUCUACGUUAAUUGGUGAUAUUAGAUUUAAAUCAAUAUUUAAAAAUUAUUACUUCUUAUUCUGAAAUUCCGAAAUAUAAUUCAAAUUCAAUAAAUAAUUGUAGUUCAAUACCUAAUUAACGUUUAAAUUAAUUUUAGGAAACGAUUGUAAUUAAACUCACAUUUAAUUUUCGAAUAUUACGAGAUUCGUAUCUUCGAUUUGCUUAUUUUGGUAUUUACAAUGACUUCGAAAAAUUGAGAUAAUUACAUUUAAAAAAAAAAAUCAAAAAUUUGAAGACAGGUGAGUUUGAUUAAAUUAUAAUUACAAUUGUAAUUAAUUAAUAAUAAUCAAUGUAUGAUUACUCAAUUUGAUGAGUAUUUGUAAAUAAUAAAUGCAAUGUAUAUAAAAUUUCUCAAAAUGAUGACAAAUUUAUUUACAAUCGUUAUAUAAAAAAAAAAACAUUGUUAACAUUAAUUUUCAUUUUUCAUGUUUACAAACGUAUACAAAGUAAUUAAAAAAAUAGUGGAGCGCAAUUACAUAAAUUUAUACAUAUAAACAAUAUACAGGGCCAUAUAACUUUAGAAUUACUGCUGUGAAUUUUGUCAAAAAAAUUGCUACAUAAAAUCCUCAAAUAUAUAAAAGAAAAAUAAUCUGAUCUUUCAUUCCCUAAUUAUUAAUGAUACUUGUAAAUUAUUUUCUCAAUUGAAAUAUAAUUUAAAUAGAGUUUUAAACUUCGAUUGUCUUUCCAAGAAAAAAAAAAAAAUUAUACGUAUUUUUGAGUGAAGUAUGUUAUAUAUAACUUUCGUUUAAUAAAAAUUAUAUUUCUAGUCCA
This is a messenger RNA of Leptopilina boulardi, 2102 nucleotides long. Its product is annotated as smad nuclear-interacting protein 1. Gene Ontology annotation, cellular component: nucleus. Gene Ontology annotation, molecular function: protein binding; mRNA binding. Lineage: Eukaryota; Metazoa; Arthropoda; Insecta; Hymenoptera; Figitidae. The transcript is spliced from 3 exons. The record is from RefSeq and is a predicted model, not a curated record. The coding region runs from base 194 to 1105 and encodes 303 amino acids. Gene Ontology annotation, biological process: miRNA processing.